AUGGCGGGAGUCCAUGUUUCUGGACCGGGGCCUCCCAGUCAUACCUCCCCAACCAAACUUGCUCUCCCUAGUACCUCCCGUAACCAGGCACGUGAUGCUGAGUCUCGCAAGGAGAAAAAAAUUGGACACAGACGUGUUACAGAAGAAGGAACUGUCACGUACAAGAAGAAACCUACAUCAGAACUUCAAGGAGCUAUUCAACUUGGCAUACAACAUCAUAUUGAUUUUAAUAUUAUCGAUACGGUUAAUUUUCCUCGUGAAGGCACGAAAACAACACAAGCCCAUCCAUAUUCAGAUUUCCGAUUUAGAAUUUAUGCUCCUGUGGCUUUUCGAUGUUUCCGAAAGUCAUAUAAAUUGGAUAUUCGUGAUUUCUUAAACUCUUUAUGUAGCCAAUCACUUCAAGAGCUUUCAAACCCCGGUGCAAGUGGUUCCAUUUUUUAUAUUAGUCAAGAUGAUGAAUUCAUCAUUAAAACUGUACAACAUAAAGAAGGUGAAUUUUUACAAAAAUUAUUACCAGAAUAUUUUAUGAAUUUAAUGCAACAUCCUCGUACUUUAUUACCGAAAUAUUACGGUCUUUAUUGCUAUCAGUCUGGACAUAAAAAUAUUCGAUUUGUUGUCAUGAAUAACCUACUACCUUCUUCCGUACGUAUUCAUGAAAAAUAUGAUUUAAAAGGAUCUACUUAUGGUCGCCAGGCCAGUGAUGCUGAACGCGCUAAAAGUUCACCAACUCUAAAGGAUCUCGAUUUUAUUGAGAAUCAUCCAGAUGGAAUCUGGUUAGAGGCAGAAACCUAUGAUGCUUUGCUCAAAACGAUAGAAAGGGAUUGUCUCGUACUCAAGUCUUUUAGAAUUAUGGACUACUCCCUUCUAUUAGGUAUACACAAUUUGGAUCAAGCUAAACGUGAACGACUCGCUCAAAAACAUGCAUCUGAAAAAGAAUCUACUGUAAAUGAACAUGGUGAUGAGUCGUCUGACUUAUCUCCGAAUUCAAUCCCAAAAAUUAAAUCCAACGGAUUAGUAUCACAUAUUUCUAAUAAGAGUAAUGGAAAUAACACUGAUCGGUCUACUUCACCAUCAAAUGGUGUAGGUAUUGGUGGACUUAUAGGUGCUGUCAAUGAGAGCAGUAAUAAAACGUCACCAUCUUCUCCAAAUGGUUCACAACUACCUACACGUCAUGCUCAUUUCACAUCUGGUGUUGAUGAUGAAAUAAAAACACCAAGUGAUCAUAUUACUAACAAUGAUGAAGAGGAUAAAUCGGUGUUUCAACGCGGCGUACAUAAAUCACAUUCACAAAAACGUGUUGUUGCUUAUUGUACUGCUAUGGAAUCCAUUAAAGCAAGUUCAGAACCGGUUGAAUUGGAAUCAGAAGAACGUGAACUUAUUCCAUCUGGAGGUAUUCCUGCACGUGAUACUAACGGUGAUCGAUUGUUGUUGUAUAUUGGUGUUAUUGAUAUUUUACAAAGUUAUCGAAUUUUAAAGAAAAUGGAACAUGGUUUCAAAUCUUUGGUAGCUGAUGGAAAAACUAUUUCUGUCACACAUCCGUUAUAUUAUGCUCAACGUUUUCAAGAGUUUAUUGGUCGUACAGUUUUCAAACGUAUACAGUCUCUUGAUGAACCGAAUGUUUUUGGACCGCAUACAUCACGAUUCAGGCGAUAUGUUCAUAUGGCUCAAGCAGCUGUUGCAUUAAAGCAAAGUACUUCCAAACGUCUUCAUCGUCCUAUGGCUGCUAUCAAAACUCUAGAUGAUACUAUUGAUUUGGCUGACAAAGGAACAACAUAUGAAAGUGUUAAAUCGACAGAUGUUUCACCUUUGUAUAGAUCAGAUCGAAACAGCUCAACUCAAGCGCUCAUCUACUAUACAUCGUUUAAUAACAUCAGCUUUACGAAAUACGAUGUGCGGUGUCCAUCCGAAGUCCAAAGUUGUAACGGUACAUACUCAAGAAAAAGCUCAUAUUCUAGUUCACCAUCAAAACAGCCUUAUGCGAUUAGAAGUAAAUUGGGAUCCAAUUCCUCCAACAUUACGCCAAUCACAAAAAUGCCGAACCGGUACCGUAGUACGGGCGAACUCAAUCGAAGGAUCUCCACUCCAGAAUCAUCAAUUUUUACCAUGUCGUCUGAAAAUGAUCAAGGACCAAUUACAGGAAAUAAUUACAGUAGAAGAUUUAAACCACAAUCCGGAUACAGAUCUACCGCUUUAAUAUCUUCAUUUAAUAAUGAUAAUAAUCAACGUAUCCUACAUUUGUACGAUAUAUUAGCAGCUGAUAUUGAACGUACACCUAGUCAAAUUAGUUUCAGUACAUCAAGUUCAAGUGAUAAAUAUUCAAAUAUUGCUGAUAAACACACUAAUGAUAGUCAGAAUAAUCUAUCAUCACCACUUAACAAAUCAUCUUAUUAUGACCAUAAUUUAUUACAAAUAGUCAAUAAUCAACCAAAAUCAUGUGGUAUUAUACAAAAUAGUCAUCAAAUAUCAUCGUAUCAAGUUGAUACUUCUCUUUUUAAUUCACAAGUACUUCCGUCAAACAUUGAUAAAAAUAAUAAUAGUGAUGAUAAUAAUAAUACAUUAAAAAUAAGUGAUGAAUCGUCUGAUUUGAUAAACAAUAUUAAAAAGAGACAAUCUAAUCGACUCAGUCAGAUUGAUUGUGCUUCAUUAGAGAAAUUCAUGAAUGAUGCUUCUUCAACACUCUCCUCUCCCAUCUAUGAUCCUUAUGGGAUGGCAUUUAAAAUUCCUAGUUGGUCAUCAUCACCUUCUACAACAGCAUAUCACCGUAAUCAUCACCAACCAUAUAAUCGUCGUCGUCCUCUACCAGCCCUAAUUACUGAUAAACAGCAAGAUUGUCCAGUUCCUUCUUCACGUAAUUCUAUCAAAUCAUCUGGAAGUAUAUCACGACCUGUCCCGAUACUUAGUGAAUCAUUUAUAAGAAAGCGUCAAUGUCGAAAAGUGAAUUAA
This is a messenger RNA of Schistosoma mattheei, 2943 nucleotides long. NCBI's taxonomy places the organism in Eukaryota, Metazoa, Platyhelminthes, Trematoda, Strigeidida, Schistosomatidae. The record is from the annotation of a GenBank genome assembly.